AUGUCGAACUUAUCAAAGCUUGAAUUUGUGGCACUUGACAUUAUCAGAAACAAUUAUUUAUCAUGGGUCCUUGAUGCUAAAAUUCACCUUGAGGCUAAAGGUCUUGGGGAUACUAUUAAACAGGGAAAUGAAUCAUCAAGUCAAGAUAAAGCCAAGGCUACGAUUUUCCUUCGUCAUCAUCUCUAUGAAUUAUUAAAAACUGAAUAUUUAACUGUGAAAGAUCCACUUGAAUUGUGGAAUAAUUUGAAGGAUAGAUAUGAACACCUAAAAUUGACGGUAUUACCAAAAGCUCGAUAUGACUGGAUGCAUCUCCGACUCCAAGAUUUUAAAACUAUAACUGAUUAUAAUUCUGUUGUCCAUCAAGUAAGUUCUGCAUUAAAAUUGUGUGGAGAGACGAACACUGAUGAGCACUUACUGGAGAAAACUUUUACCACUCUUCAUGCUUCAAAUGUGUUGCUAAAACAACAAUACCGUGAAAAGGGGUUCAAAAAGUAUGCUGAUUUAAUUUCAUGCCUACUUGCGGCUGAGCAGAAUAAUACUCUAUUAAUGAAAAAUCAUGAAUCCCGUCCCACUGGGUCUGCUCCAUUCCCUGAAGUGAAUGCAGUAACAGGUUAUGAUAAGCCUGAACGAAGGCAAAAUAAUUACUGUGGUCGUGGCCAUGGUCGUGGUCGUGGACGUGAAAAGGGACGUCAUAAUUAUCGUCAGCAUGGUGAGAAUAAACAAGAGACCAAUAAGGGUUCUCAAAAUAAUCCUUCAAGAGGUGAAGUUAAUAUGUGCCACCGAUGUGGUAUGAAAGGUCAUUGGGCACGUAUUUGUCAUACGCCCGAUCAUUUUGUCAUGCUUUAUCAGGCCUCUCUCAAAGGGAGAGAAAAUAAAGUGGAAGCACACUUGACCUUUCAUAAUAAUGAUGAUGAAGCAGCUCCCUCAAACAAACAUGAUGAUAUUGAGGCAAAUCUUGCUUAUAAAGAUGAUGAUUUUAAAAGCCUCUCAAAUAUUACUCAUUUAGAAGCUGGAGACUUCUAUGAUGAAAUUGACUGA
Lycium barbarum (goji berry) is the source of this 1038-nucleotide messenger RNA. RefSeq lists its product as uncharacterized. The coding region runs from base 1 to 1038 and encodes 345 amino acids. The transcript has a single exon. NCBI's taxonomy places the organism in Eukaryota, Viridiplantae, Streptophyta, Magnoliopsida, Solanales, Solanaceae. Gene Ontology annotation, molecular function: zinc ion binding; nucleic acid binding. The record is from RefSeq and is a predicted model, not a curated record.